This is a messenger RNA of Trichoderma virens Gv29-8, 939 nucleotides long. RefSeq lists its product as uncharacterized. The transcript has a single exon. The annotation marks the transcript as partial. NCBI's taxonomy places the organism in Eukaryota, Fungi, Ascomycota, Sordariomycetes, Hypocreales, Hypocreaceae. Gene Ontology annotation, cellular component: spliceosomal complex. The record is from RefSeq and is a predicted model, not a curated record. Gene Ontology annotation, biological process: mRNA splicing, via spliceosome.
CGCAUAGCCAUCAAAUUUGGCGGAGGCAGCAAUUCAUCGUCAACAGCGAAGCAAGCCCGUGCGAAACCGUCAUCAGCUCUAGGGAAGCGGCCGCGCUCCCACGCCCUGGGAGGAGGCGAAUCCGAUACUUCAGACUCUGAGGAUGACCGCCAUCGAGGGCGCCAUGAGGUCAUCACAGGAUUCGGUGCAGAGGGCGCGGAGACGAAACGGAAGCGACCCAGGGAGGAGAAGAAGGAGUACAUCAUUGAGCGGCAGCCGAAUCGGAGCUGGAAAGACGAGUUGAAGAGCAACCGGAGAUCGAAAAACCUACUUCCAGACGAGGCCAGAGCUCAGCAAAACGCCGUUACAACUGAGACAGAGCCUGCGGACCAGGACACGCCGCUGAAAUGGGGAUUGACGGUCAAGGAAAAGAGCGCCGUGUCGGACGACGUGAUGGUCUCGGAGCCGAGCGCACAACCCAGCGACGACGAAAUGCGAGACACAAAUCAAGAAAGCAAAGAUACACCACCAGUUGAGCGGACUGCUGAUGACGAGGCUAUGGAUGCCCUCCUCGGCAAAACAUCCAAAGAGCAAAAGGUCAUCACCGCGGCACCUCCAACAGAAGACGAUGCCUACCGCCGUGACGUCGAAUCCUCCGGCGCGAUAUCCACCCUCCAAGACUACGAAGACAUGCCUGUCGAAGAGUUUGGCGCCGCUCUCCUUCGCGGCAUGGGCUGGAACGGCGAGGCUCGCGGGCCUCCAGUUAAGCAAGUCAAGAGACGGCAGAAUCGGCUUGGUCUUGGCGCGAAGGAGCUGAAGGAAGAAGAGGAUCUCGGUGGGUGGAAUCAGAAUGGCAAGAAAUCCAGACCGCGGUUGAACGAUUACCGGAGAGAGGAGAGCAAACGAAAGGAAGGCCGGGGACGCGAGGACAGCUAUAAGCGAGAGAGGGAACGUGAGCGC